AAUACAAACUCAUUUCCCAAUAUAAGUCAAAGACUCAAAGCAAUGAAGGAAGAUCUAAAGCGCAUCAAUGGGUUGUACGUUACAUUGUUACUAACGCUCUAUGUGUGCGCUGUCAUUGUACAACUCGAAGCAGCGUCGGAAACAAAGACAUGUUUCCAAAAGAAGAGCCCAUGCUUCCUUAAGAAGCAGACUUGCCCAAACCAGUGCCCUUCGUUUUCCCCUCCCAACGGUAGCUCCAAGGCAUGCGUCGUAGAAUGUUUUAACCCUAUAUGCAAAGCCACAUGCCGAAAUAGAAAGCCUAACUGCAACGGCAGAGGAUCAGCAUGCUUAGACCCACGAUUCAUAGGUGGCGACGGCAUCGUCUUCUACUUUCACGGCAAACGCAAUGAGCAUUUCGCACUCGUCUCUGACACUGACCUCCAAGUCAACGCACGCUUCAUUGGUCUUAGACCCUCUGGCCGGAGAAGAGACUUCACCUGGAUCCAAUCUCUGGGUCUGAUCUUCGGUCCCAACAACAAAACCUUUACACUCGAGGCCCAAAAGGCUGCGAAGUGGGAUCACCAAGUGGACCAUCUCCGUCUCUCCUUUCUGGGAAAAGAGAUUUCAUUACCAAAAGGGGAUUCGUCUAUCUGGACUCCUCCGGGAAGCUAUAUUAAGAUAGAGAGAACUUCAGACAUGAACUCCGUGUUGGUCACUUUACCAGACAUUGCCGAGAUUUGGGUCAACGUUGUUCCAGUUACAAAGGAAGAUGACACGAUACAUAAAUACGGGAGACCUGAAAAUGACUGUUUUGCCCAUCUCGAAGUUCAGUUCCGGUUCUUGAGGUUGUCCCCGAACGUGGAGGGCGUUUUGGGAAGAACAUACAGAGAUGAUUUCCAGAAUCCCGCGAAACCAGGGGUGGCCAUGCCGGUCGUCGGUGGGGAAGAUAAAUACAGAACUUCUUCGCUUCUUGAAACAGGUUGUAAUGCUUGUGUUUACUCCCGUGGCUCUAGAAGUUCCGACAAGAUCGAGCCGUUGUCGCUGAAUCAAAACACUGUUGAUUGCACUGGGGGAUCGAGCAGUGGUAUUGGAAUCUUCUGCAGAAAAUAAAUACUAUUUUUGAUAUUUUGUUUGAAAAAUUAAUCGAAGCGUCAUGUCGGUGGUGUUUAUCAUAGUUUUUUUUUGUUGGUCAAAUGUUGAAUUAGCUAUGAA
Brassica oleracea var. oleracea is the source of this 1191-nucleotide messenger RNA. RefSeq lists its product as uncharacterized. The coding region runs from base 43 to 1089 and encodes 348 amino acids. The record is from RefSeq and is a predicted model, not a curated record. The transcript has 2 exons. NCBI's taxonomy places the organism in Eukaryota, Viridiplantae, Streptophyta, Magnoliopsida, Brassicales, Brassicaceae.